UACUGCACAUUUAGCAUCUCGUGUAGGUGCGCUCAGUGUCUCAGCCCUCAUUUGUUUGGUUGGGUUCUAGGGAAGCCCUUUGACACACAUGGCUCAGCCUCUGCCCAGGCCUUGCACAGGGCCACUGGCCCUGCCAUUGUUUCAGCUAUCACCAAGUAAAAAGAUAUUUAACUUAGCCCAUUUAGUCAUUUAGCCCAAAUAAAAGUUGUCUACCAUGCCCACCAGUCACAGUGAAGUCUGGUUUCCCAUAGACCAGAGGGAGGUAGUUAGCCUGGUUAGUCUGAAGGCAGUCAGAAAACAGUGUAGAUAUGUACCUUUAUAGACUAACUAAAUGAGAUAUACAUAGAGAGAAAGUACAAGCUUUCAUGAACCUAAGUUCACUUCAUCCCAAGCACACUUGCUAUUACCCACCAGCCUGAAUUAACAUAACAUCCCCUUUACUCUGGUAUUGAAUACCUCAUAGUCUUUAAAAUAUUUCUUUUCACAGUAUUACAGGCACAGUAAGGUUAAAUGAUAUUCCCAGGGUCACAGAAGAAAUCUAUGAUGCAAUCAAAAGCUGGAGCUCUCUCUCCAAAAUCCUGUGCCAAUGCUUUAAACACUGACUCAGCCCUCCGCUCUAAAAGUAGUAUAACAAGAUGCAAUUCACAUAGGAAAUAUGUUUACAGCAUGUGGAUACAUUCAGUUUCACCAACUUCUGCGUUUCUGCGUCUUAUUUCUCUACUCUGACAAAUCCUAAAUUUCUCCAGAAAAUAGCAUCCUUGCAUAAACAAUCAUGCCCACAGGUAACAGGAAGCAGGUACUUCAACAUAAAGCUUAUUCCCAUUGUCAGACAAUGGUUGUUUCCUAAAUAAACAUGUGGUUUCCCUGAGGCUCUAGGUCAUUGCCAGUUGCACUUUUUUUUUCAUUGGUAAGAACAGAUGACGCUUCAUGGUAUAUAAGUGCAUAAAAGACACGGGAGCACAGAUAAGCAGAACUACCUAGCUGCGUGAUAGAAGAAAGGAAAAGGGUUGUUAAGCUGCUGCUAGCUAUGGCAUUUGGAGUGCUAAUAUAUAUUUUGCUAAAAGCAACAGUGGCAUUGAGUGAAGAGGCAGCUAUUACCAUUUCAUCACUCACCACAGAACUGUGGAAUAAUUGGACAAAAAAGGAUGCAGAAGCGCAUACAGGAGGAGCUGUAUUCCUGAAGCUUAUGCAAUCCUGUCUUGAAGAACAUCACAGUUAUUGUAUUAAUGGUCUCUGUGCUUUUCAUAAUGAACUCAAGAAACCCAUAUGCAAGUGCCUUGCAGGCUACAAUGGGGAGAGAUGUGAGCACUUAACAUUAAAUUCUUUUGCGCAUGAUUCUUAUGAACACUACAUUGCAGUGGGCAUUGGCGUUGGAAUGUUACUGAGUGGGAUUGCUGGCGUAAUCUACUGCUAUUUUAGAAAGAGAUGCAGGAAGUUAAAAUCACCUUACAAAGUCCGCAUUGGGGAGACAGCAUUGUGAGAGCCUGACAUGGGACCCUUCCUAAUUUGCCUGUAGAGGUUCUGAAUUGAAAGAACUACUGGUGCCAGCACAAUGCGAGCAUGUACCAGAGCCUGAAUGAUGACCUGAAACACUGGGAACUGAAUAUAGUUGAUAUGUCAGUGGAAUGUCUGCAGAGGUGCCUGGCGUCAUUCAUGUUGGAGAAUAACUCUGUUGCUUUAGUAAAGGUUGUUGGAUGAUAUGACUGAGUCAAAAUAUCUGAGAAACCCUCCUGCCCACCACUGCUCUGCUCCAGUUCACUUGUUAGUGGUGGAAGACUGUUUCUCUGAAUUGCUUUCAGCCAUUUCAAGUUCUCAUGGUUUGUCUCUGAAGGAAAAGCACAAUACAUCUCAAUGAUGGAGCAGCCUUCUAGGUAUCACACAUUGCUGAAGGGAAAAACCAAUCUGGCCAUCUUCUGUUUUCCCAGUAUUCUCUGGGCCAAAAGGAAAUGUCUGACACAACUACUGCAGAUGCUAGAUGCAAUAUGAUCUGUACUUCUGUUGCCACAGUGGACAAAAGCAUUAAAAGCUGUAGAAGGGAAAUGGAUAAUUCAUAAAAGAUAUCAUUUAAACUAAGGAAAAUAAAAAUAAUCCAGUUACGGAAAAAUAAUAUAAAAUAUCAGACUAUGAGAUAUCAGGGCAUUGUUGGUUCUGGUUUUGACAAAAAAAAAAAAGGAUCACUUAACUAUGUGGACAAUGUUUGACCUUCCCUUCCAUCCUGUAACAACUGACCAUAUUGCCAGGCUUGUCAGGUAGACCUCACCUUGCAUAGAGAUGUCUGACUGUGCUAGGCAUAGACUCCUGUUGCUGUGGAAAAUGGAAUUUCUUAUCAAAACUCACUAAUAUAGUUCUGCUCAGGGGAAAGAGACAUUUUGCUUCUUUCUCAUGGAAUGGAUAGAAUAUCAGCAUUAAAAAAGGAUAAAAUUGUGAAAGGGAAUGUACACUUCUCUGUACUACCCAAUGUAAUAUUACUCCUUUUCUUUGAUUCUUUUCCCUACCAGUAGGUUUAAGCCAUGUCUUCAGGCAAGGAGAUUUGUUCUUGAUCUAUGGGAAGAAAGUGAGUUCAGAAGACCAUGACAAUUAAGGGACUUUACAGCUUCUGAUUGAUCUUUGGAAUAUUGUUGGUGCUGAUAAUACUGAACAUUACUCAGAGUGGUUUUCAUUUCAGUUUCCUGGCUCACAGCUUUUAUUAGACCCUUCCAAGAAAAAAGAAUUAAAAUGCUCAAAUGUCCAUCAUGAUGUGCAAAGCCCUAUUUAGAUGCCUAAUAUUAAGUACACAGUUUUAAAACUGGGCUCACUCAUGUGUGUUCCCUUUAAGCAAGGGCUGCAAGCUACAGGGUUUUUUGUAACAUUACUGAGAGUGCUAAUACUAAGAAUGAGGUACAUAUGAAAGAAUCCAGUUUAACAGAAAUGAGCCUUUUGUCAUAAGUACUCCUAGAGAUAGAGCACCUGGCACAAAGGCUGCCUAUAGAUGUGCUAGUUUGCG
This is a messenger RNA of Gavialis gangeticus (Gharial), 2983 nucleotides long. RefSeq names its product epithelial mitogen (gene EPGN). The coding region runs from base 1028 to 1480 and encodes 150 amino acids. Gene Ontology annotation, biological process: positive regulation of cell population proliferation; positive regulation of mitotic nuclear division; epidermal growth factor receptor signaling pathway. NCBI's taxonomy places the organism in Eukaryota, Metazoa, Chordata, Crocodylia, Gavialidae. The record is from RefSeq and is a predicted model, not a curated record. The transcript has 5 exons.